Molecule: messenger RNA, 3002 nt
Organism: Plutella xylostella (diamondback moth)
Lineage: Eukaryota; Metazoa; Arthropoda; Insecta; Lepidoptera; Plutellidae
Gene: IleRS-m
Product: Isoleucyl-tRNA synthetase, mitochondrial
Biological process (GO): mitochondrial translation; isoleucyl-tRNA aminoacylation
Cellular component (GO): mitochondrion
Molecular function (GO): aminoacyl-tRNA deacylase activity; isoleucine-tRNA ligase activity; tRNA binding
Source: RefSeq, a predicted model, not a curated record
UCAAAAUAUAUAAACAAAUCUAUAACCUCAAAAAUGAUUUUAGAGAGAAAUUUUAAGAUUUUUCGAUCUAAUUACAAGGCAGUUUUAACAAGAUGGUCUUGUGUAAAUUGCGUACGAUACAAAAGUUCAGUAGAACCAAAGACGAAGGCAUAUUCUCAUACAAUUUUAACACCUAGAACUGAUUUUCCGACGAGAUCUAACAAUUCUCAAAAAGAGGAUGUUGUAAAGAAAGCAAAGUUUGCAGAUCUAUAUCAGUGGCAACGGGCAAAUUUAACUGGCCCAGAGUUUGUAUUACACGAUGGGCCUCCCUACGCCAAUGGAGAUCUGCAUAUGGGACAUGCUGUUAAUAAAAUAAUUAAGGACAUAAACAAUCGUAGCCAGGUGCUGCAAGGCAAUAAAGUCCACUAUGUUCCCGGUUGGGACUGCCACGGACUACCCAUUGAGCUGAAAGCCUUACAGAAAGCUAAAAAGACACUGAACAAAACACAACUACAAAAUCCAGUGGUCAUCAGAGAUAUAGCAAGAAAAUUUGCCCUCGAAACUGUGGAGAAACAAAAGGCUAGUUUUAAAAGCUGGGGUGUUAUGGCUGAUUGGGAAAAUGAAUGCUAUCUGACACUCAAUAAGAGCUAUGUUCAGAAUCAACUGAGGAAGUUUUACGAGUUGUACAAAAUGGGCUUGAUUUAUAGAGCAUUGAAACCUGUGUAUUGGUCACCUUCCUCAAGAACAGCUCUAGCUGAGGCAGAAUUGGAAUAUGAUCCACAGUUCAAGAGUAAAGAAGUGUAUGUGACAUUCCCAAUAGAGAGUGUGCCUGAUGCCAUACAGAAGCUAGCUCCAGGCAAGAAACUCCAAGCUAUAAUCUGGACGACCACCCCUUGGUCGCUCGUGGGCAACAGAGCCAUCUGCUACAACAGCACCCUGUACUACAGCCUGGUUGCCCUCAGUGGGAAGAGUGAGGACACCCUGUAUGUCGUCAGCUCAGGCAGUGUGGAGCAACUAGGGGCGACCCUUGGGGUUGACGUGAGACGAGUGGCUGAGUUUUCUGGAGCGGACCUGCAAUCCACAACCUACCGCAACAAGCUGCUAUCCCGUUCCUUCCCCCUACUGCCCUCCCCCCACGUGACGGAGGGUAAGGGCACGGGGCUGGUGCACACGGCGCCCGCGCACGGACCUGAAGACUUCCUCGUGGCGAGGGAGCAUGGCGUCGACGUGGAAUGCAACGUCGACGAAGCUGGCAAAUACAACGGCCUCGACGAAUCACUGAACGGACUGUACGUCCUAACCGAAGGCCAAGACGCUGUGAUUGGUCGAAUGGGCGAUGACGUCAUACACCAGGGAACCUACGUGCAUUCCUACCCUCUUGAUUGGCGGACGAAGAAACCCGUGCUGCUUAGGGCGAGCUGUCAGUGGUUCAUUGAUACCGCUGCGUUGAAGGAUAAAGCCAUGAAAGCUCUGGACGCCAUCAGUCUCCACCCCCCCUCCACGGCGCCCCAGCACCGCGCCGGCCUCACCGCGUUGGUGCAGCGGCGCCCCUACUGGUGCAUCUCGCGGCAGCGGGCGUGGGGCGCCCCCCUGCCUGUGUUGUAUAGCGGGGGGGAGCCGCUGAUGGACCAACCUAUAAUAGAGCACAUCUGCGCCCUCAUAGAGGCUCAGGGCGCGGACGCGUGGUGGACCAGCCCAGUUGAAGACUUGCUGCCCGCUGACUAUGUCAAAGAGCAUAAUAUUGAUGUCAGCACUGUUACUAAGGGGCAGGACAUAAUGGACAUCUGGCUGGACUCGGGUCUGUCCUGGAGCACACUGCCUCGUGCAGCCCAGCUGUACGCAGAGGGAGUGGACCAGCUGACCGGCUGGUUCCAGGCGUCUCUGCUCACUGCACUGCCGCUCACUGGCAAAGCGCCGUACGAGUCAAUAUUCGUCCACGGCUUCGUAGUGGACGAGAACAAGCGUAAAAUGUCCAAGUCCAUCGGCAACGUGGUGGACCCCGCCACCAUCAUACACGGCGGGAAGAACAAAAAUACGGAUCCCGCUUACGGGGUUGAUACUCUUAGGUGGUGGGUGGCGAGUCACGCGACGCAGCACUCCCAAAUAGUUAUAAGCAAAAAGUUACUGGAUGACUGUCAGGCAGAAGUUAUCCGCAUCAGAAACAUUCUCAAGUACCUCCUCGGAGUGAUAUCCGACUUAGAACCUGACCUUUUUGAAGAAAAACCUCUUUUAAACUACUUCGACCAAUACAUGGUUAAAGAGAGCUACGAUUUCUUAGCCAAUAUCAACGAUAACUAUAACAAUUAUAGGUACAAUCAAGUUACAAAAUCAAUUUUGUACUUCAUAAGUAAUAAGGUUUCAGGCCUGUAUUGUCAUUGUAUUAAAGAUAGACUUUAUUGUUCACCAAAGGAGUCGAACGAAAGGAUCUCAGCCCAGUUGACUGUUCACACAAUUUUGACCGUUCUGGCUAAAAGUUUAGGGCCUAUUUUGCCACAUUUGGUAGAAGAAGCAUGGCAAUACCAUCCUUUGGGGCAGGAUCCGUUCUUCUUUGCGCAAAAUCUACCGGUUUUGGCGUACCAAAACGUUGAUUCAAAAUUAAUGGAUAAGGUUUUGGAUAUCAAAAGGGAUCUCUGUGUUGAAGCUAAGAACGAAACUUUACGGAAACUUGUAGCGUUGGUCAAGGUGAAUUCGACCUUAUAUGCAGAGUUGUCCAGAUUGAAUAGAACAGACGGUAUAAAUGACAGUGUUUUGUGUGAAAUUCUAGAAGUUUCCUCUGUACAUUUGGAGCAAGUUGAUAAUUUAGACAAAGAGUUUGAAGUAGAAAUUAGCGUAAGUCAAAAGAGUCAAUGCUUGCGAUGCAGAAAGUAUAAUGCUUUGGACUGUAGUGAUAAGUGCUUGCGAUGUGAAAAUGUACUUAUUAAUGUUAUUUAAGUAGACUGAAUGAGUCCUUAUUGUAAAUUAGAUAAAAUAGUAAGUAGGUAUAUUAUUAUGAUUAUCGUUCGUUGAAUAAAUGUUAUUUAUCA